Messenger RNA from Xenopus laevis (African clawed frog), 6267 nucleotides. RefSeq names its product zinc finger protein 208. The transcript has 3 exons. The record is from RefSeq and is a predicted model, not a curated record. The coding region runs from base 2345 to 6124 and encodes 1259 amino acids. Lineage: Eukaryota; Metazoa; Chordata; Amphibia; Anura; Pipidae.
GAACCCUUUGAAAACACCAAAGAAUUUAGACAGGGGAGAAACCUUUCCCGUGUUGGAAACGAUUUGCAAGAAAAUGUCUGCUUCAUAGUUAUCUGAGAAGUCACACUUUUAAUAUAAAGACAAACCUUCUCAGAAAUCACACAGGGGAGAAACCUUUCACUCGUAAAGACUGAGGAAAAAGCUUCUCUACAAAGGACAGACUUUCUUCUCACGUAAGUGUUCUCAUAGGAGAGAACCCAUUUACAUGUACAGAAUGUGGAAAACAAUGCUCGUGUAGGGAAACCCUUGAACAACACUCGUAACUUCACACAGAAGAAAGAACAUUUACAUGUACAGUAUGUGGGAAAGUCUUUUCUACCCCCUCACAACUCACACUGGGGAGAAACCUUUCAUAUGCACAGAAUGUAAGAAUAUGUCUCUCCCCGUUCUUUUCUCAUGCACAGAAAGUGGCAAAUGGUUCUCUAAAAGGAUGAAGUUCAAGUCCAAUAAGGAUAGAGGGAGGCUAAGUCUUCUCACACACUUUACUGAGAAAAAAAAAUAAGAAAAAUCUUUACUCACUGUUUUCCCGCUCAAUUUGUAAGUCCCGGUCCUGCCACACAGGGAUUGGCUGGGCUUGGAGAAAGACAUGUGAAACUUCCUGCAGUCUAGCCAAUCCCCACGUGGCAGGACCGGGACUUACACUCUGAAGGGGAAAAGCUGAAGUAAUUGGCUGUUCCCAGUUAUUUGUGGCAGGAGCAGCACCAAGGUACAUCUUUUUCUUUACUCCUGGAUUCUGACUUUCCUCUGCCUCUUUCCUCACAAAAACAAAGGAAUAUCAAUGGGGGGCAGUGUCAGACUGGCCCACUGGAAAACCAGGAAAAAUCCCAGUGGGCCCAGUCCUUGUGGGUCCCUGUGGCCACUCGGCUUUUCUCUACUCAACUGUAUCUCUGGUUUAGCACAAAUAAAUAGUUCUUUCUCACAACUCUGUGCUCUAUGGCCUCCCCCGGACCCAGCAGGCCCUACUACCACUACUCCCCAUAGCACCGGCUACUGGACUGGUGAUGCUGCUCCUUUGAACCUGCGGCGCUUCAGUUCAUUCAUUGUGUCGCAUGUUCAGCUGCGUCGCCCUGAUGAUGUCACUGACGGGCUCCAGCAUCCUUCAUGUGACGGAAUCAUAGAGAGGCAGGGAGGGAGCGGCUGUGGAGCUGGUGGGGUUCCUGCCUCACUGUUUUAUUGAUCUAUUGGGCAUUUUGGUGGUCUGCUGACUACUGCAACUGUCACUUCUCUUUCCCUCUGCCUGCCAUAUUGAUCCAGAGUGGAUAUAUUUGAUCUGCUUCUCUACUGCUACUGUGCUGGGGAGCAAACACAGUGAAUUGGGGGAACAUGGAAUUUUCCUGUCUACGUUGUGGAGGAGGAGGAAGCAAAUUGCCAUUCAAAGUGGGUCUUAAUUACCCCCAUAACCCACAAAACUGUAUAACCCUAAGUGCCCCCCACCAACUGCUUUCAUUUCAUUUUACAUUUGAACCCCUGAGGUCUCUUCAUUUCUCUCCAUCUCUCUAUCCCUUUGAAGAGAUAGAGAAGCCCCAGAAGCCAAUGAUUGUGAUUCUUUGGAUAAAGACAAGAGACCAUUAGACUGUGCAACUUCUCCAACACCAGCAAAUCCUAACAUUGGAAAGAAACAUCUGUAUCAGACUCAGAAUCACCAUCAUUACAAUGAACAUUCCCAACUCCCAGAAGGAACUUCCCUCAGUAAGAAAACAAUUUCAAUGUGGGAAAACAUUUGCAAAAAAAAAUUAACCUUCAUACUCACCUAAGAACUCGCACAGGAGAGAAACCAUUUAUGUGAAUGGAAUGUGGGAAAAGUUUUUAGCCAAAAUACAAUCCUUAAAAAAUACCCGCGAAUUCACAAUGAGGAGAAACCUUUUACAUGCACAGAAUGUGGGGAAAAUGUACAAAAAAACCUGCCUUGAUACUCACCUGAGAAUUCACACAGAGGAGAAACAUUUCAAGUGGCCAAUGUUUCACUGCACUCAGUUAAAGAAAUUCACACAGGGGAGAAACCAUUUUCUUGUACAGAAUGUGGGAACACUUUCAGUUUAAAGCACCAUCUUACCAGACACACAGGGGAUAAACCUUUCAUUUAUAAAGAACGUGGCUUCUCUACAAGGGACAGACUUUCUUCUCACUUAAAUGUCCACAUAGAAGAGAAACCUUUUACGUGCACAGAAUGUGGAAAACAAUGCUCUUGUAGGGAAACCCUAGACCACCACUUCACACAGAAGAAAAAACAUUUACAUGUACAGUAUGUGGGAAACAGUUCUCUAAAAAGAGAUACCUUAGCAAACACCAAAAACUUCACACAAAAAUGGAAACGUUUCCAUGUACAGAAUGUGGCAAAAUGUUCUCUAACAAGGGCAACCUUCAGCGGCAUUCUCUUACCCACACAGGGGAGAAACCUUACCUGUGCACACAAUGUGGCAAAUGUUUCUCUACAAAGAUUUACCUUAACACACACCAGAGAAUUCACAAAGAAAGGGAAACUUUCCCAUGUACAGAAUGUGGAAAACGUUUCUUUAGAAAGAGCGGCCUUCGGACACAUUAUGCUAUCCACACGGGGGAGAAACAUUUCCCGUGUACAGAAUGUGGCAAAUUAUUUGCUACAAAGACCUACCUUCGCACACACCAGAGAAUUCACAUAACGAAAAUGUUCUCAUGCACAGAAUGUCCCAGAUCUUUUUCUACAAAGAACAGCCUUAAGUUGCAUUUUGUUACCCACACAGGGGAGAAACCUUACCUGUGUGCAGAAUGUGGGAAGAAAUUUACAACAAAAAGCCACCUGAAUUGUCAUCUAAGAAUUCACACAGCAGAGAAACCAUUUGAGUGCACAGAAUGUGGGAAACGUUUCAGGGUAAAUGAAUACCUUAAAGAACACCAGCGAAUUCACACAGGGGAGAAACCUUUCGCGUGCACAGAAUGUGGGAAACGAUUUACAACAAAAAGCCACCUUCAUAUUCAUCUAAGAACUCACACAGGAGAGAAACCAUUUGAGUGCACAGAAUGUGGGAAAAGUUUCAUAUCAAAUGGGGCCCUUAUAAAACACCAGAGAAUCCACACAGGAGUGAAACCUUACCCGUGUGAAGAAUGUGGUAAAACAUUUACAACAACAACCCAACGUAAUUUGCACCUGAAAAUUCACAAAGCGCAGAAACCAUUUGCUUGCACACAAUGUGGGAAAAGUUUUGCAAGAAAAUGUCUGCUUCAUAGUCACCUCAGAACUCACACAGGAGAGAAACCAUUAUUGUGCACAGAACUUGGGAAAGGUUUUAGCAAAAAUAUAGUCCUUAAAAAACAGCAGAUAAUUCACAAUGAGGAGAAACCUUUUACAUGCACAGAAUGUGGAAAACAAUGCUCUUGUAAAAAAAACCUAGAACAACACACACAGCUUCACACAGAAGAAAAAACAUUUACAUGUACAGUAUGUGGGAAAGUCUUUUCUAGUACGAGAAACCUUCUCUAUCCCCUCACAACUCACACUGGGGAGAAACCUUUCAUGUGCACAGAAUGUAAGAAUAUGUCUCUCCCUGUUCUUUUCUCAUGCACAGAAUGUGGAAAACAGUUCUCUAAAAAGAGAUCGCUUACAAAGCACCAAAAAAUUCACACAAAAAGGGAAACGUUUCCAUGUACAGAAUGUGGCAAAAUGUUCUCUAACAAGGGCAACCUUCAGCGGCAUUCUCUUACCCACACAGGGGAGAAACCUUACCUGUGCACACAAUGUGGCAAAUGUUUCUCUACAAAGAUUUACCUUAACACACACCAGAGAAUUCACAAAGAAAGGAAAACUUUCCCAUGUACAGAAUGUGGAAAACGUUUCUUUAGAAAGAGCGGCCUUCAGAGACAUUAUGCUAUCCACACGGGGGAGAAACAUUUCCCGUGUACAGAAUGUGGCAGAUCUUUUUCUACAAAGACCUACCUUCGCUCACACCAGAGAAUUCACAUAACGAAACCUUACCCGUGUGAAGAAUGUGGUAAAAACUUUACAACAACAACCCACCUUAAUGCGCACCUGAAAAUUCACAAAGCGGAGAAACCAUUUGCUUGCACACAAUGUGGGAAAAGUUUUGCAAGAAAAUGUCUGCUUCAUAGUCACCUCAGAGCUCACUCAGGAGAGAAACCAUUCAUGUGCACAGAUUUUGGGAAAGGUUUAAGCAAAAAUAUAGUCCUUAAAAAACAGCAGAUAAUUCACAAUGAGGAGAAACCUUUUACAUGCACAGAAUGUGGAAAAAAAUGCUCUUGUAAAAAAACCCUAGAACAACACACACAACUUCACACAGAAGAAAAAACAUUUACAUGUACAGUAUGUGGGAAAGUCUUUUCUAGUACGAGAAACCUUCUCUAUCCCCUCACAACUCACACUGGGGAGAAACCUUUCAUGUGCACAGAAUGUAAGAAUAUGUCUCUCCCUGUUCUUUUCUCAUGCACAGAAUGUGGAAAACAGUUCUCUAAAAAGAGAUCCCUUACAAAGCACCAAAACAUUCACACAAAAAGGGAAACGUUUCCAUGUACAGAAUGUGGCAAAAUGUUCUCUAACAAGGGCAACCUUCAGCGGCAUUCUCUUACCCACACAAGGGAGAAACCUUACCUGUGCACACAAUGUGGCAAAUGUUUCUCUACAAAGAUUUACCUUAACACACACCAGAGAAUUCACAAAGAAAGGGAAACUUUCCCAUGUACAGAAUGUGGAAAACGUUUCUUUAGAAAGAGCGGCCUUCAGAGACAUUAUGCUAUCCACACGGGGGAGAAACAUUUCCCGUGUACAGAAUGUGGCAGAUCUUUUUCUACAAAGACCUACCUUCGCUCACACCAGAGAAUUCACAUAACGAAAAUGUUCUCAUGCACAGAAUGUGGCAGAUUGUUUUCUACAAACAACAGCCUUAAGUUGCAUUUUGUUACCCACACAGGGGAGAAACCUUACCUGUGUGCAGAAUGUGGGAAGAAAUUUACAACAAAAAGCCACCUGAAUUGUCAUCUAAGACUUCACACAGCAGAGAAACCAUUUGAGUGCACAGAAUGUGGGAAACGUUUCAGGGUAAGCGAAUACCUUAAAGAACACCAGCGAAUUCACACAGGGGAGAAACCGUUCGCGUGCACAGAAUGUGGGAAAAGAUUUACAACAAAAAGCCACCUUCAUAUUCAUCUAAAAACUCACACAGGAGAGAAACCAUUUGAGUGCACAGAAUGUGGGAAAAGUUUCAUAUCAAAUGGGGCCCUUAUAAAACACCAGAGAAUCCACACAGGAGUGAAACCUUACCCGUGUGAAGAAUGUGGUAAAAACUUUACAACAACAACCCACCUUAAUGCGCACCUGAAAAUUCACAAAGCGCAGAAACCAUUUGCUUGCACACAAUGUGGGAAAAGUUUUGCAAGAAAAUGUCUGCUUCAUAGUCACCUCAGAGCUCACACAGGAGAGAAACCAUUCAUGUGCACAGAUUUUGGGAAAGGUUUUAGCAAAAAUAUAGUCCUUAAAAAACAGCAGAUAAUUCACAAUGAGGAGAAACCUUUUACAUGCACAGAAUGUGGAAAACAAUGCUCUUGUAAAAAAACCCUAGAACAACACACACAACUUCACACAAAAGAAAAAACAUUUACAUGUACAGUAUGUGGGAAAGUCUUUUCUAGUACGAGAAACCUUCUCUAUCCCCUCACAACUCACGCUGGGGAGAAACCUUUCAUAUGCACAGAAUGUAAGAACAUUUCUCUCCCUGUUCUUUUCUCAUGCACAGAAUGUGGAAAACAGUUCUCUAAAAAGAGAUCCCUUACCAAGCACCAAAAAAUUCACACAAAAAGGGAAACGUUUCCAUGUACAGAAUGUGGCAAAAUGUUCUCUAACAAGGGCAACCUUCAGCGGCAUUCUCUUACCCACACAGGGGAGAAACCUUACCUGUGCACACAAUGUGGAAAAUGUUUCUCUACAAAGAUUUACCUUAACACACACCAGAGAAUUCACAAAGAAAGGGAAACUUUCCCAUGUACAGAAUGUGGAAAACGUUUCUUUAGAAAGAGCGGCCUUCAGAGACAUUAUGCUAUCCACACAGGGAAGAAUGUGGUAAAAACUUUACAACAACAACCCACCUUAAUGCGCACCUGAAAAUUCACAAAGCGGAGAAACCAUUUGCUUGCACACAAUGUGGGAAAAGUUUUGCAAGUAAAUGUCUGCUUCAUAGUCACCACAGAGCUCACACAGGAGAGAAACCAUUCAUGUGCACAGAUUUUGGGAAAGGUUUUAGCAAA